Pteronotus mesoamericanus is the source of this 1643-nucleotide messenger RNA. It is a transcript of the gene MXRA8, whose product is annotated as matrix remodeling associated 8. Lineage: Eukaryota; Metazoa; Chordata; Mammalia; Chiroptera; Mormoopidae. Gene Ontology annotation, biological process: cell differentiation; cell adhesion. Bases 57 to 1394 code for a protein of 445 amino acids. Gene Ontology annotation, cellular component: membrane; cell surface. The record is from RefSeq and is a predicted model, not a curated record. The transcript has 10 exons.
AGAGCCGGAGGGAGUGAGACAAAGCGGCCGGCAGGGCCGGGAUAGCAGCAGGCGCCAUGGAGCCACGGUCCCAAGUCUUGCUGUGGAAACUUCUGCUUCUGCAGAGCUCUGCCGUCCUGCUGUCCUCAGGGCCGCCGGGGUCCGCGCCGGCGGGCAGCUCCGUGGUGUCCGAGUCCGCAGUGAGCUGGCCGGCCGGCGGCCCGGCCGUGCUGCGCUGCCAGAGCCCGCGUAUGGUCUGGACCCAAGACCGGCUGAACGACCGCCAGCGUGUGGUGCACUGGGACCUCAGCGGCGGCCCGGGCGGGCGCCCCGCGCAGCGGCUGGUGGACAUGUACUCGGCGGGGGAGCAGCGCGUGUACGCGCGGAGGGACCGCGGCCGCCUGCUGCUGUCGACCUCCGCCUUCCAGGACGGCAACUUCUCGCUGCUCCUCCGCGCGGUGGAGGAGACCGACGCGGGGCUGUACACCUGCAACCUGCACCACCAUUACUGCCACCUCUACGAGAGCCUGGCCAUCCUCCUGCGGGUCACCGACAACCCCCGGGAGGCCGGCGCGCACUGGGACGGCGAGAAGGAGGUGCUGGUGGCGGAGCUCGGCUCGCCCGCGCUCCUGACCUGUGUGAACCGCGCCCACGUGUGGACUGACCGGCACCUGGAGGAGGCGCAGCAGGUGGUGCACUGGGACCGGCAGCCGCCCGGGGUCCCUCACGACCGCGCCGACCGCCUGCUCGACCUGUACGCGUCGGGCGAGCGCCGUGCCUACGGGCCGCCCUUCCUGCGCGACCGCGUGGCGGUGGAGGCGGACGCCUUCGCGCGUGGCGAUUUCUCGCUGCGCAUCGACCCGCUGGAGCCGGCCGACGAGGGCACCUACUCCUGCCACCUGCACCACCACUACUGUGGCCUGCACGAGCGCCGCGUCUUCCACCUGCAGGUGACCGAGCCUGCCGCCGCGCAACCGCCCCUGCGGGACGCGCCCGACGACGGCUCCAGCCACAGCAGCGUCCCUGCCCCAGACCCCACGCGGGCGCGCGGCCGCAGCGUCAUCAACGUCAUCGUCCCCGAGAGCCGGGCCCACUUCUUCCAGCAGCUGGGCUACGUGCUGGCCACGCUGCUGCUCUUCAUCCUGCUGCUGAUCACCGUCAUCCUCGCGGCCCGCCAGCGCCGCCGCGGAGGUUACGAGUACUCGGCCCGGAAGUCGGGGAAGCCCAAGGGGAAGGACGUGCACAUGGCCGAGUUCGCUGUGGCCACUGGAGACCAGGCUUUUUACAGGACCGAGGACAUCCAACUAGAUUACAAAAACAACAUCCUGAAGGAGAAGGCGGGGCUGGCUCGCUGUCCUCCGCCCGCCAAGCACGUGGACCUGGACAAAGAGUUCAGGAAGGAGUACUGCAAGUAAGGCGACCGGGCUUCUGGCCGGCCAGCAGCUCUGCCACCCCGUCCCUGGCGCGCGUCCUCCUGACCGACGCCUGUCCGGCUCUCCUGGCCCCCCACCCCCAGCGGCUGGUCCCGCUGUCCUGGAACUUGGCCUGGGCUGGCGCAGAGCAAGGCUGCCACCAGCGCCCUCUCCCGGGAGCCGCCCCUCCUCCUCGCAAGCAGCCGUGGGCUCCGUGGGACCCUGCGGGCAGGACAGCUGUGCCCGCGCCCU